AGUGAAAUUCGGGAGAAGAAUCUAAAAAUCGGAAAAAAUGUUCCUCUACAUCAUCAUUGCUGUCUGUUCGGCAAUACUGUUCUAUUUCAAAUGGUGUUAUAGUUAUUGGCAACGUCACGGUUAUCCUUACAUCCCAGCCCAGGUUCCCUUCGGCGUGCUGGAUCCUGUGGUGCGAACAUGGAAAAAAUCCGUAGGCAUGGCAAUCUAUGAUAUCUAUGAACAGACCCGUGAGCACAAGGUGGUUGGCAUGUAUUUGAUAAAUCGUCCUGCCCUACUGGUGCGGGAUGCCCAAUUGGCCCGCGAUAUGUUGACCAAGGAUUUUGCCAGUUUUCAUGAUCGUGGCAUUUAUGUGGAUGAGAUUCAUGAUCCCAUGUCCGGAGGCAUCUUCUUUCUCAAGGGACAACAGUGGAAGACGUUGCGCACGAAAUUGGCUCCCUCAUUUACAUCGGGAAAGCUGCGGGGGAUGUUCGACACAAUUCAUGAUGUUUCGCUGCGCAUGGUGGACCAUUUGAAGGGGCAAUUGCCGGAUCGGGAAUUUAAACAGAUUGAAGUGAAACAUUUAUUUGUGACUUAUGCCAUUGACAUCAUUGCCUCGUCCAUAUUUGGUUUGGAUGUGGACAGUUUCAGUGAUCCCCAGAAUGAGUUCCUCAAAUUGAGCCGUAACGUCAAUGAGAACUCCUAUCGUGGGGUAUUCCGCGGCACCUGUCAAUUUAUGUAUCCAGGUUUGGAGAAAAUCUUUCAACGUUUGGGUUGGACCGAACCGGCUCCGGAUUAUAUGAAGAAAAUUGUGCGACAAACCAUUGAGAAACGUGAAAAGCACAAUAUUGUGCGCAAAGAUAUGUUGCAGUUGUUGUUGCAGCUAAGAAAUACGGGAAAAAUCAAUGGUGAUGAAGAUGAAGGCUGGUCGGCGGUAAAAACAAAGGAUGCCCUUGCCAGCAUGUCCAUUGAAUUGAUAGCAGCCCAAUUGUUUUUGUUUUAUGUGGCCGGUUUUGAGACAUCAGCUGCCACGGCCGCAUUUACCAUCUAUGAAUUGGCACGCAAUGCCGAGCUCUUGGAAAAAGCCCAAGAAGAUGUGGAACAGGCUUUGGCAAAACAUGGCUCCUUGAGCUACGAUUCAUUGAAGGAUAUGAAAUUUUUAGAUUUAUGCGUUAUGGAAACGACAAGAAAAUAUCCCGGUCUACCCAUACUGAAUAGGGAGUGUACCAAAGAUUAUCCUUUACCCGAUUCUGAGUUGGUGGUCAAAAAGGGUACACCCAUUAUUAUUUCAUUGUUUGGUAUACAUCGUGAUGAGGAAUAUUUCCCCGAUGCUUUACGUUAUGACCCAUAUCGGUUUGAGAAAGAAAAUUAUAAUGCCGCCGCCUAUAUGCCAUUCGGUGAGGGACCGAGACAUUGCAUAGCUCAACGCAUGGGCAAGUUGAAUGUCAAGGUUGGUGUUGCCCAAAUUCUGCAACAUUUUGAAGUCAAAGUUGAUCCCUCGGCGCCGGAAAUUGAAUUUGACAAUUUCGGUUUACCCAUUAUGCCAAAGGGUGGUGUGCCCGUUACCUUAGCCAAGAAACAAAAAACAAAU
This is a messenger RNA of Musca domestica (house fly), 1567 nucleotides long. It is a transcript of the gene Cyp6d5, whose product is annotated as probable cytochrome P450 6d5-like. The record is from RefSeq and is marked provisional. Lineage: Eukaryota; Metazoa; Arthropoda; Insecta; Diptera; Muscidae. Gene Ontology annotation, molecular function: iron ion binding; monooxygenase activity; oxidoreductase activity, acting on paired donors, with incorporation or reduction of molecular oxygen.